UGGACCGAGACAGAAUCUCGUAACAUUCAGCUUGAACUAUGUUCAAUAAAGCAUUCAAUACGAUAUGCAUAAUAUAAAAUAGUUGAGUUGAAUAGCUCUGUCGUUGUGUCAGUACUGAAUUGAAAUUAGAGCAUACAUUCGAGUAUGUCUCUCCGAUCUUUAAUGGUUUAUCGCUUCAUAGAGGACAACAAACAUGAAGGCAGGAAUCUUUCACUCAGUCUACUUUUUUCGCGGCGUUAUCCUUCAGUGGAACGUCGGAGCUUCCUUACAAUGGGGCAAGACUACGUAAAAAUGCCCCUGGAGUACGAAUACUUCGGAAGUCGCAUUCUGGAUGUUAUCCUUAAUGACUCUGACAGGUUUGUGCUGAAGUCUAAAUUGGAGAUCAAUCGGUUAAAUGCACCGAUCUACGAAGUGCCCCUGGACGAAGUGUGUGUGGGCGCGGUGCUAUGGCCUGUCGUAAUUAUACAACAAGGAGAUCUAUUGGCGUGCUCUGUUCCGCUCAUAGACCGAAAGAUUGAGUCUGCAAAUGAAUCUUAUUUUUUGCCAUCUGUGGUUGCGGCGUACGAACUGCUCACUUCAAUUAUGUCAUUCGUUGCUCCUUUCGCUGCCGACAAAGCAACCUUGUCAAGUAAGCUGGAUAACGAAGUGUCUUCCUUUCUUAGUCAGAACUGUCCCUUUGGAACACCUUCUUCGACCAACAUUCCACUGAGUCUCAAAAUCGACCAGUUUGUAUAUCCUUCCCAUCUAAACGCGAAAACUAAAAAAAGCCCUAUCUUAGACGAAAAAAUGGCAGCUUGGCGACCCUUUGUGACAUCUGGUAAAAACACAGUUGUAUUCACUUUAGUUGAGAAGUACAAUGCUGAAAUGCACAGCGAAGUUUGCGAUGGCAACGGUCAGGGGAUCGUCUCGGGUUCGCUUAAUGCAAUUUGUGAUCUUAAUGGAAUCUUGCCUGAAAUCGAGUUCGAACUGAAAAGCAGCAAGUCUAUUUUUGAGUCGGUUUUAGUUCACACGAGUGUGAAACAACACGAGAGCUUCUUGAACAAUGAAAUUAAGUUCAAUGUGUGUCCGCCAGUUGAAACCUUUACAGUUGUGAACUAUAACUUACCCGAAAUUUUAGUAACAUCAAAUCCCCUAAUUAAGUGCAACUAUACAGUUAAGUGGGCUGCAAGGGAUCGAGGUGCGAGAAUCAAAUUCGAAGUAGUUAGUGUUAAUCCCGUGAUGCAAUCUGCCAAAUUGGAGUUUCUUGAAGUCCAGUUUCCUUUCGCGAAUAUGGAGACCUUUGUCCGAGAAGUGAAUAACGUCAAAUUAUCUUGUGGCAGCUAUGUGAUCAGCAAAAAAGCGAAGCGCUUCAUCUGGACUAUAGGAAGGGUUCCCUCUAUAACUCCAUCGAAACCAUGUGUGUGCAGCUUCUUUAUUCGGUUUUCAUCUAGAGCUUCACAGGGUUCAACUUUUGACUCUCAAUCCAUGCUUUCGGAAUCUUUAUUGGACGAGAGUUUGGUCAGCAAUUUCGACAACGAAAAGUUGUCCAAUAUUUACGCACAAGUUGCUUUCAAGAUAAACAAUUUCUCAGUCAGUGAUGCUGUGGUUCAAAGAGUGAACCUACUCACAGAGGGAAACAACUCCAAGAAACUGAAGUUCGACUUCAACUCCACCGUAUCUUCGGGAGACGUCAAGGUUUGGAACUCCUCCGGUGCAGUUCCCCCGCUGUGCCAAAUUCCAGAACUGGACCCGCCUCAAUCCAGGAGUGGAUCACUACUGAAUAUGUAGAUGUAUAUCUUUUAGCAGCUAUAGUUUGGUCAUUUAUUAUUUAUAAAUCAAAGAUUUUUAUUUUCACAUGUUGAGCUUUAAUAGCGCCAAUAUGAAUGAGUGUUGAUCAACGUGGUGAGGUUUUAGUUUUCGAAUUUCUUCCGACAGUAUAAAUCAAUUUUUGUCCAUUU
Symsagittifera roscoffensis is the source of this 1937-nucleotide messenger RNA. RefSeq names its product AP-5 complex subunit mu-1-like. The transcript has 5 exons. The record is from RefSeq and is a predicted model, not a curated record. Gene Ontology annotation, biological process: endosomal transport. Gene Ontology annotation, cellular component: lysosome; cytosol; AP-type membrane coat adaptor complex. The coding region runs from base 145 to 1767 and encodes 540 amino acids. Lineage: Eukaryota; Metazoa; Xenacoelomorpha; Acoela; Convolutidae.